Messenger RNA from Anopheles aquasalis, 2036 nucleotides. RefSeq lists its product as uncharacterized. NCBI's taxonomy places the organism in Eukaryota, Metazoa, Arthropoda, Insecta, Diptera, Culicidae. The record is from RefSeq and is a predicted model, not a curated record.
CCAGAUAUUUACUAAUCCAUGUCAGCAACCUUUUCGGUUAAACGCUUCGUGAAUCGGUUGCGGGUUUGUUGACAACGCCGACUCCCAUCUCGCACACACACAUCUAUAGUGCGUGUUUACGUUUCCGAGCGGUUUGUUAUUGUUUCAAGAGAAAAGGCGCCGAAAAGAUUCGCGAAUAGAAGUUUCCACGAUUUUCUCCACUAAACUGCUUGGUGUAGGAUGUUCCUGAUAGUGGAAAUAGUUAAUGAUAAAGGCGAAAAGGAUUGGAAGGUAGCACCCAAGCGAUGGGUGUGCACGUCGAAGAACACCCAGCGACCAGUUCUGUUUUGGCCACAUGAAUUCAGCGCCGAGAGACAAAAUCAGCUCGCAAUAGAAGGAACAUGUAAGCCACUGCAAAGCUGGAUGCGGAGAGAAUGCGUUGUAAAGCAGGAGUUUCCAACUUACGAAGCGGCAAACACCGAACUCCAGGCACUGUUAUCACAAAAUAGCAAUCAGAUAAAGGAAGAACUAGAAGAUCCGUUGAAUGUGGAGGAUCCUGCCUUUGAAUCAUCUGAACCAUCAUAUGCCCCGGGGUCGGAUGAGGAUGCUUCAACGCUAGCAAGUAUCAAAUCAAUGCUGCAAUCGUUGAUAACAAAAAGUGCUCAGAUUGAGAAACAAAACGCUGAUGUAGUUGAGCACAAUAACCUCAUCGAGAGUAUAAUUUGUAUUUUACAAAAGAGGGUUGGUACUGUAGAGAGCAAGUUUACCAAUACUUUAAGUGUACUCAGUCUCGAUAAUUCUUGGUAUAAAACCAAGCAAUUUUCCUUUGAGCCUAUGGAAACCAUCGAACAGCUUACGUUGCUUGAUGUAAGGUUGAACGACAAGUCAUUCAAUACGGAAUUGGUGAAAUGGUUACUUUCUAACGUAGAUGAGGACACUACAAGGAAAAGGAUAAGCAGCUGUAUGGAUUUGCUUUGUACGCUAGAGUUGCAAUCAAAGUUGAAAUGGGCUUGCCUGGUUAGUCUACAUAAUUUUUUGUUGUUGGUAAAAGAAAUUGGGGACACACCUUCAGAACGUAUAACUUUAACUUCAUUGGGACAUAUUUUGAGAUGUCAUCUCAUAUCCUCAAAACAACGGAUUCGUAAUAGUUUAAAUCAUGAUAUUUUUCCAAAGAAGAGAACUAGACCAAUAGAACGAUCAGGAAAUGAUAAUAGUUCAAAGAGAACUUUUGUCUUUAAGCCUAGAGAAACUGCGGAGGAGCUGCGGGAUUUGGAAACGAAACUGAACGAUGAAUCGUUCAACUCGGAACUGCUCCAAUGGUUACUUUUUAAAGUAAAGGACGAUAAUGCACCAUGGAGAAUUAAAAGCUGUUUGGAUUUGCUAUGUUCUUUGGAGCUACAAUCUCAAUUAAGGUGGAGUGGAAUUGGAAAAUCCGUAAAACAUCCCAUAAGUGAACUACCUAAUUUUGUUCAUUUAUUCAAAGUAGUAGGGAAGACACCGUCAGAAGAUGUAACUCAUCAAGGAUUAGCUCAAUGUUUUAUGAAUCACCUGAAAAAUUCAAAGCAGCGGUAUCUUUUGAGUUUAAAUCGAAAGCGCCACUGCAAAUGGAAGAAAUUUACAAAAAAAAGGAAACCGAAUGGUGUCGCUAGCGAGGAGGCGAAUUCUUCGAUUGCAUCAAAUGAAAACUCAAAUAAUGAGAUAAAAAUUCCUUAGCUAAAGAGAAAAACUCAAUUAAAUAUAUAAUCUGAUAGGAUAGUAAGACUCCUAUAGAUACAACAUCCACUCGGCGCUGCUAAGCGAUAACAGGGGCGACUGGAUGUUCUGUGCUAAUAGGGAAAUCCUUCGCUUGAUAUGGAAAAUGAUUUUAAGAAAUAACCUAAUCCUUUGUCAUCUAAGUAAUAUGUUGUAAUUGAAUAGUGAAUUUCAAAAUAUUGCUUACUCUCUAUCCAACAAAGGUAUUCAUGUCAGCGUGAUGAACCUUUCCCCUUCACAAAACUAUAUGAAGAGCAUUGAAAAGAGAUUUUUAAAUUUCAUUGAGAUAGUGCUUUUGCUUGUUA